CCAGGAGUUGUUGGCUGCAACACUCCAGCUCUUCUUGCAGAUUCAUUCUCUCUCCUACUAAGCAUCUUUCGUCUUUCGAACUGUACACUCAAAUCCUCAGGUCUACGAAACAGACGGAACAGACGGUGCGGGGUCCCAUGCUGUGGGUGUCCCGCAGGCAACAAUGGGUUCCUCCAUAAUCAACAUCCAGCGCGAUAUUCUCCUGAAUACGGUCCGCUAUGCUGGAGGGGAAGAAUGGAAAGUCUUGGUGGUAGAUGAGGACAGCAAGAAACUGAUCGACAAUGUAACGAAGGACGAAGAUAUUCUCAACCUCAAUGUGACAAACAUCGAGCAGAUCGAACACAAACGGCCGGCGAACCCUGACAUGGAUGCGCUCUAUAUUCUGACCCCGCAGCCGCAUAUUGUCGAUUGCCUCAUGGCCGAUUUCGAGCGGAAACGAUAUAGGAAAGGCUACUUGGCCUGGACAUCAAUUCUCGACCCUAAACAGCGCCACAGGAUAGAGAGAUCGCAGAUCGCCCGCGAGCAGAUCGCUGACUUCCGAGUGCUCAACAUCGGAUUCUUUCCCAGAGAGUCGCAUGUAGUGACCUUGCGAGACCCCUGGAGCUUUCCUGUGCUCUUUCAUCCUGGAUGCAAUACCUUGAUACGGGAUCAUUUGCAGGACUUGGCUCAAAAGAUUGUGUCAGUGUGCGUUACUCUGGGCGAAUACCCGACGAUACGGUACUAUAAGCCUAGGGCGCCUAUUCAUGAAGCGAGUGUCUUAUGCUCGCAUCUUGCUCGGUUUAUCCAGGAGGAACUGGAUAACUUCGCGCAGGCCAAAAGAGAUUUUCCUCCCCCGUCGCCCAGGCCUCGCGGUGUCCUCUUCGUGGUGGACCGCUCCAUGGACCUUUUCUCUCCUCUCAUCCAUGAAUUUACUUAUCAGGCAAUGGUACACGACCUGCUGCCGAUCAAAGACGGCGACAAAGUCACGUACAAGACUGUUAUAAAUGAGGGAAGUCACAACGAGGAAGUUAAGGACAUGGAAAUCACAGACAAUGACAGAAUUUGGGUCGACUACAGACAUCAACACAUGAAAGAUGUUCUGGGUAAACUGGGCGAGGAUUUUGCGAAGUUUAGGGCUGCCAAUCCUCAAUUUGCCGAUGAUGAUAACAAAGUCAGCGUCGACACGAUUAAGGAUAUGUUAGUUGGUCUAUCAGAUUUCCAAGAGGGCAAGAAUCUCUAUACUCUUCAUCUCAACAUGGCGCAGGAAUGCAUGAAGUUUUUCCAAGAGCAAAAGUUGAUCGAAGUUAGUUCAGUGGAACAGUCUCUGUCUACUGGCCUGGACGAAGAUUAUAAGAAGCCUAGAAAUAUGGCUGAUCAGAUAGUACGACUUCUGGACGACCCAUCCAUAACACCCCCAGAUCGCCUGAGACUCAUAAUUCUCUAUCUCAUCUACCGAGAUGGCCUACUUGGUGGCGAUAUCAGGAAGCUUCUUGCUCAUGCCCAGCUCCCACCCCAGGACGGAGAGGUUAUACAAAACCUCGAACUGCUGGGAGUGCGAGUCGAGAAACCUCUGAAGGAUACAAAGACUCCGCCUCAACCUCUCUUUGUUAGGAAGCCUCCUGCUGUUGAGUCGGAGGAAGUGAACCUUUCUCGUUUCGAGCCCAAUGUGAAGAUGAUGCUGGAGGAUCACCUGCGAGGGGUCUUAGAUCGUUCCGUUUUCCCCUUCACGCGCCCGCCAGCUGAAGGUGAUGGAAUGGGGACGGUAGACACCUUGUCCCAAUCCUCUCUCAGAAGCGCCAAACCAACUUGGGCACGUACACGUUCCUCCAAUGACCAGCCCCGGCAACGUCUCAUAGUGUUCAUGGCGGGAGGAGCUACCUAUUCCGAAGCUCGAGCAUGCUACGAGGUUUCCCAGGCGUCAGGGAAGGAUAUUUUCCUUGUGACUUCGCACAUGUUGACUCCGCGCCUCUUCCUGCGGCAGCUGGGAGAGCUCAGUGUGGACAAGCGGCGAUUAGAUAUCCCAGCAGAGCGGCCUAAGAAACAAGCGCCGGCACAUUUGUUCGAGAGAGAGCCCGCGCCGCCGCCACCAGCACCUGUCGCUAAGAAGCCAAUGCCGGCUCUUAACCCACCUCUGCCUCCAGGCGACGCAAUGGCCGCGAUGUCCAUUAAUCCCAAGCCGAACGGAUCGUCCGGUGCACCACCAGGGAAACCGCCUAAGGAGGAGAAGGAGAAGAAAAAGAAGAAGCACCACUUCUUCAAAUGAACCUGGGAAGCAAUGCCAAAAGCAAGUCCCACCGAUCAUGAUAUCCUCCCCGUUACUGGUUCCGUGUCUUGUCUGCUUCCCCUCUUCCUUAUCCUACUUUUAGCGCGUUGAUACCAUCCUGCUUCGAAUCCGCAAUUCCCUGAGCAUUUCCAAUGGUACAAAAACCGAGCAUACGCAUUUUUUUUGUCUUGGUGUGGAUGAUAUCUGCUCGUUCUUCUUGAGUCGGUGCUCUAUCUUGUAU
Messenger RNA from Paecilomyces variotii, 2483 nucleotides. Its product is annotated as Sec1 family superfamily. Gene Ontology annotation, molecular function: syntaxin binding. Gene Ontology annotation, cellular component: secretory granule; plasma membrane. The transcript is spliced from 7 exons. Bases 164 to 2242 code for a protein of 692 amino acids. Gene Ontology annotation, biological process: vesicle-mediated transport; intracellular protein transport. NCBI's taxonomy places the organism in Eukaryota, Fungi, Ascomycota, Eurotiomycetes, Eurotiales, Thermoascaceae. The record is from RefSeq and is a predicted model, not a curated record.